UGUAUUUCCGCGUUCACGACGGCCGAGCUGUUAUCAAUGACUCUCCAUGGGUGUGCAGGGCUUCACCUAACGGUUCUCAUCAUCCUCUCCUCCGGCUGCGGCUGUUGUCUCCUCUCUGGAUGAAUGAAGCUUUAAACGUCUGAGGUCCUCCUCCUCCUCCUCCUCUUCCUCCUCCUCCGCCUCUUGUUCUCCAUCGAGGCUGCCGUCGACCAGCGUGGCCGAGCUGGGGGGGAAUCCGGGCAAAGGGAGCCGCGGCGCCGAGCACCGGCCGACGGACGCCCCGCCGCGACGCGCCACCAACAUGCUCACCCGGGUCAAGUCCGCAGUGGCCGGGUUCAUGGGUGGAAUCAUGGCCGGGGGCGGCUCCGGCGGAGGAGGCCACACUGGUUCCGACAUGCCGCUGAAAUUCCCAUAUAUGAGACCCGACUUCCUUGGCCUGUCCCCGGACGAGAUCGAGUGCUCCGCGGACCACAUGGCUCGGCCCAUCCUCAUCCUGAAGGAAACGAGGAGAUUACCGUGGGCCACCGGAUACGCAGAGGUGAUUAAUGCAGGGAAGAGUGCGCUGAAUGAAGACCAGGCCUGCUGCGAGGUGGUCGUGGCGAGGAGGAGGCCGAUGAGCUACUGCCCUCCCUCCACGCCCAGCAGGACCCCCACGGCCAAGAGACGCACGUCGCUGCCCAACGGGGAGGGCCUGGGUCUCCGUGUGGAGCACAGCAAGCUGGGAGAGGACAGUGAAGGACUGGUGUUCCACUACUGGGCCUUGUUCGACGGCCACGCCGGCUCAGGUGCAGCGGUUGUCGCCUCCCGCCUUCUGCAGCACCACAUCGCCUGCCAGCUCCAGGCCGUCAUCGAGAUCCUACGCAAUCUAGCCUCCUUGCCCCCGACUGUCCUGGGUGAGGAGCCCGACAACAACCCCUACCUCCAGGGGAACACCCCGGGCCCUCACCGAGGCCUGACCCGGGCCGCUUCCCUGCGCGGGUCCGCAGGUGCGCCAGCUUCCCCGUGCAACACCCCGCCUCAACCUCGCUUCUUUACCGAGAAGAAGAUCCAGCACGAGAGUCUGGUGAUAGGAGCCAUAGAGAACGCCUUUAAAGAGAUGGAUGCCCAGAUUGAGAGGGAGAAGCAAGUCUUUAACAUCACGGGAGGAUGUACGGCUCUCACUGUGGUUUACCUCCUCGGAAAACUAUACAUUGGGAAUGCAGGCGACAGCAGGGCUAUCAUCGUUAGAAACAAUGAGAUCGUUCCCAUGUCGACAGAGUUCACGCCGGAAUCAGAACGACAGCGGCUGCAGUUCCUGGGUUUCAUGCAGCCCCACCUCUUAGGACACGAGUUCACGCACCUGGAAUUUCCCCGGAGAAUUCAGAGGAAGGAGGUGGGCAAGAGGAUGCUCUACAGAGAUUUCACCAUGAAUGGAUGGGCGUACAAGACCAUUGGGAAUGAAGAUCUCAAGUUCCCACUAAUAUAUGGGGAAGGGAAAAAGGCACGAGUGUUGGCCACCAUCGGUGUAACCCGUGGGCUCGGUGACCAUGACCUCAAAGUUCAUGACUCCAACAUCUACAUCAAACCGUUCCUUUCCUGUUGCCCUGAGGUGAAGGUAUACAACCUGAUUCAGUAUGAGCAUGGGGCCGAUGAUGUUCUGGUAAUGGGAACCGACGGCCUCUGGGAUGUCCUCUCCAACCAGGAAGUGGCCGAAGCCGUCACCACAUUCCUGGCCAACUGUGACCCUGAUGACCUACACAGGUAUACCAUGGCAGCACAAGACUUGGUGAUGCGAGCGCGUGGCGUGCUGAGAGACCGAGGCUGGAGGAUCACCAAUGAGCGCCUGGGCUCCGGGGAUGACAUCUCCGCCUUCAUCAUACCGCUGAUGUACGGCAACCGUCAGCCCUGAGGAGCCGGACAGAGAUAACCAACAGGACUGAUGUGAACUGAGAAUCCCCCGUUCAGUUUUCCUUGUGUGCCCUUUGCACAUUUUCUUCCUUAGACUAACGAUAUCCUAAUGUUUGGAUGUUUAGACUUGUUGGCGUUUCAUAUCUCGACAGGAGUUCAGAAUUGGUCAGCCAACAGAUGUGGCUGCUCCGUGGACCACAGCUAAAGUCAGAAAAACAUACAAAUAUUGAUACUUGGUCAUUUGAUUUUAUUUGUCACGAAUCAAAAUUGUCUUGAAAAAUAGCGACUGACCCUGAACUCCUGCAGAGAUGUGAAAGUCAUAAUAGAUGAAUGUACUUCCAAAAUGAUGAAAAGACCUCUUUACCUUUUGUCCUUCUUAAUUCUCUUGCAGUGCUUUACAUAUCCCCUCUUCCUACCACUCUUUAAGUCCUCCCCUCUUCUCCCGUACUGUAUACUCAACUUGUUUAUGAAAAAACCUCCUUUGUCUCGUGACCGUGGACCGAGCUGACGGGUCAGCUGCGUUCUGUUUUUGCCACAGUGUGGCUUUGAAGGACUCACUUGCUGAAGAACUGCCUCCAGAUUGCUUUUUAGAUCACGGACUGAUUGCAGUGAUGAGAUUUUGGUUCGACCCAAUCUGAGCAUAAUGCAUUUGUAUUUUGUUGUGGCUUUCAGCUAGUGUGAGCCCAGUAAGCCUGAAAUAUUUUGUCAUGUGGAAAGUUGUAGGGUGGGGUGGAGGGUGAACUUCCAUGUUUCUAAGAAUGUGGACGCAGAAGAAAAAGAGACGAGUACCUGAUGUUGACCACCUCCACAGUAGCGAGGCAAAUCAGGGUGAGAGCUCUGUAUGAAUGCCACAAGUGUAAUUAGAAAAUUGGCAUCAUUUAACAUCUGCACAGAAAAAGAUGUUCACUGUUACAAGUCAUUUCAUCUGAUAUGGAGUCUUAAAAAUGUUCCUUUAAAAUGAAUCUGUUGGUCUUUAGUGACUUUGGGUUUAGUUGCAGUAAGUUGGUGAAUAGUAGUCAUGGUUAUGGUGUUUUUACUUGGCUGUAUGUUAUUAUUUUCAUGAAAUAUUAAUGAAACUUCCAUAUUUCAUCAUGUAGGGUAAAACCCUGGCUUUAGUGCCGAGUUAGAUGAGAAGUUUGAUACCACUCGGAUAACGUUAGCUUAUCUUAGCUGAAGACCGGAAGCAAGGGAAACUAGCUUUAUCCGUCCAAAUGUAAAACAAAGUUAUCUAAAAGUUGACACAUUACACCACAUAUUGUCUGAAACAAAAGAGAUAUUUCAUGUUUGCCUGUGAGCUUCACAAGUGCUGGUAGGAUGGUUACACGGAGCCAGGCUAGCUAUUUCCCGCUGCUUCCUGUCUCGCUAAGCUAACGGUCUCCUGGUUGUCGCAUCGUAUUUAAUGAACAAAUGUGAGAGUGCUAUCAAUUUUCUCACUAACUUUUGGCAAGAAAACCAAUUAGUUUUCCCAAAAUGUCAAACUAAAACCUUUUUAAGUCAGUAUUGUAUUAUUACUUUAGUUUAAUAAAAAAGGGACAGCCUCACAAGACUAAUCGUUAGAUGAGAUGACUUGUACAUCAAGAUGCUCGCACUUUAGACUGACCCACAUCAUGAAUCACGAUGUGUGAAAUGAUGAAGGGACAAAUAUUCCCUGCAGCAGGGAGGAUUUAAUUAAAUUAAUAAUUGUUUUUAAAAAAAAAAAAUAUAUAUAUAUAUAUAUAUAUAUAUAUAUAUAUAUAUCACGGAAUACAAUCAAAGUCAAUCUGGACAAAAGUUUGACAGAGGAAAAGAACGGAAACUUUUUGUUUGCUUUAACAUGGUUUGCAUGUUUCAUACGCUUUACAUGCUCGACAUGGAUCUCGUUUGUCUUCAGAGGGUCACAAUGUUCCGGGUUUGGAUGUAGUGAUUUUGUCAGUGCAUGCAGUGACAUAUUAGGCUGGGAAUAUGAGUGACGGUGCAAUGGUUUACACUGCUGUUUAGAUUUUUUUUAUGGACUGAAUUCGUAUUUCUGUAAUGUAACAAAGCGUUUGUGAUAAUGUUAUUUGUUUGUAGAUGUGCAUAGACCUGGAUAUAAUUCCAAGAGUUAUUAGCAUCCCAGACAUUUAGCAUAUGUGCUAAGGGUAUGAUUGGUUGCGAGAGACGGGAAUGAAAUGAAACAAAAAUGCUAAUAAGCAGACACAGAACUUAAUUUUUCAUUUUGCACUUUUUUUAAAGCCAUGUCGGCGAACAUGAAGAGUUCCACUUGUCUGAAAACAGAGCGUCAGAAACUUUAUGUCCGUGUGUAUUUUUUUUUCUUCUCUUCUCUCCAUCAUUAUUCUGCAUUCAUACAGGCUACACUGCUCAGCCAGCCACAUUGGGUUGAGAUGUAGCACAGGCAGUCUGGUGGAAGAAGAAACUAUCAACUUCAGGAUCAAUAAAUAAAAGUCAUAAUUUGUUUAAAGUUUGAUUCCAGUCUGAGAAAGAAAUAACAGCAUCAAAUUAAUAACUUUUAUAAAAGAAAAAAUCCUUGACUGACAAAAAUAAACAGUGAUAGUUUAGAUUGUAUAAUUUGUAGCACAGAUUUUUACUUUAGGCUCUACUGCAACGUGACAAUUUGUCUCCUUAUUUCAUAAAAUCGGGUGAUUGACUGAAUCCAAAGAUCAUUUGGAAAUCGUGCACUGCCACUACCUUGUUAAAGGGAAUCAUUUGACAUUUUGGGACACACACACUUCCUGGCUUUCUGGUGUAAUGCAUUUCCCAAAAUAUCACACUUUUGUUUUACGUCACAUGAUAUGUGCCAUUGUGUAGCAUGGGCUAUGUAUCAUCUUAGCUUUGACUCUUUUGCAGUUGACAAUUACCAACAUUCCUCUCAGCAGCAGUCAUUUAUAUUUGUCUAAAAUCCAUAUGGUGCAUUUUUACUCCUCGACAUUCCACGAAAGAAUAUUUGAAUAUGUCAUUAUUUGUUGUUGCAUCUGUAAUUCCAUCAUUUUAAAACUUUUAUUGAAUGUCUUUGUUAUAUUUCUGUUUUGUUGAGUCAAAUCUGUCCCGCCGCCACCUAAACGUCAAAAUGGGGCAUCAGACAAUGUGUUGAACGUUCAUCCUCAUACCUGUCAUUACGCCUUGUCCUCUUAGAUGAAUGUCAAAAAAUGAAUAUAGGAUUUUGUUUGUUUCGUGCCACCCAACUGCUGCACAUCAACUCAGGUUCAAUUAUCAUAAAGUGGACCAGAUGUUAAGAGUGAUUUUCUAAACGAUGGGGAGUCCUCCAGGGCGGUUUAUUGGUUCCACUACAUUUGUAAAUAUUUGAGGAAGCUCUUGAAAGUUUACUUUGUCCCUUGUUUGAAGUUGCUGUAUUGUGAAAGUAGUCAUUGUUGGUGUUUUUUUUCUACCUUUUAGACUAUAAAGUUUGUAACGGGAAAAGGAGAAAAGCUGGGCUUUUUUUCUUUCUGUAGCAUAGAGGAAGUUUGAAGCCCAGUGGGGAACCAUUUCUAAGUGACCAUUGUGCUAGCCUCGACCUCCCCGUAUGUGAAUGUGAAAUGUUCCUCGUGCAAAAAAAAAAGCAAUGUUUACCUUC
Messenger RNA from Cyclopterus lumpus (lumpfish), 5434 nucleotides. RefSeq names its product protein phosphatase 1H-like. The transcript has 10 exons. Bases 302 to 1888 code for a protein of 528 amino acids. NCBI's taxonomy places the organism in Eukaryota, Metazoa, Chordata, Actinopteri, Perciformes, Cyclopteridae. Gene Ontology annotation, molecular function: protein serine/threonine phosphatase activity. Gene Ontology annotation, biological process: protein dephosphorylation. The record is from RefSeq and is a predicted model, not a curated record.